AUGGAUGCCAAGUCCAUCGUAGUACGAUAUUCACCCCAAGCGGACCCCGUGACCGGCCAUGUGGAAGGCUACAAACUGCUCGAAAUAUCGAACGAGUUGAUGAAGGAGAUUGACCAAGCGGAGCAGGCAGGACAUGACUUAUCGCAAGGCAAGCCUACGGACGACGCCGUCAUCUGUACCCCUUCGGCGACCUACCAACUCCGGACCAUCUCCCUGUCCAACUCGCUCCUUGUCCUCGAACAACCCACAGCCUCGUCUUCAACAUCACCUGAUACAGAUACCUCAAGAGCCCCCGAGCUACAUCUCAAGGAUACUUCGCACGAGAUCUUGGAACUCUUGCCCAUCGUACCCCGCCUCGGGCGGAUAGAAAAGGUGCUCAAAGAAGGAGCAUGGGGUGGGAUGGACGUUCUCGCCAACUCGGACGAGAUCAGUGAGGAUGGGAAGAGGAAACGGGAAGUGGGUGACGUACGGAAUACGGACGGAAAGAAACGGUAUACCCGAUCACAGCUGUGUUCGGUCGUGCAAGCUUCGGAUCAAGAACUGGACGAGGGUCUACGAGAAAACAAUGUCAUAGAAAUCGGAAGCCACCUCGUCUACUUGCCUUUGAACCACCUCUUACCCCUUCUCAGCAUCCUCCUCUCUCUAAUCACCCUCCAUACGAUCGAUCAACCCGAUCAAUUCGACUAUACUACACAAGAAUCGCAAGAUCGCACCUUCUUUCCCCUUACAGAUCCUGCACCGAUCCGCUUGACGCUGAGGGAAGACCAUGGGGUACAGGAAGAGAUCUUCGACGGUCUUGAAGGGUUGUUCGGGAGGGCAGUCCCGGUCGAAGGCGCAGAAGAGAAGGAGAUCUGGGUGGUGGAUGUCAAGCGGGUCAUCAGGGAGAUGGGGAAAGGGAUGUUACUAGAAGAGAAUAAGGACGAGCCGAAUACGGUUGCGGAUUUCACGAACCGGUGGAGGAUGGAAGUGGGGGACGAUUUCGGUUCGGCCGUCGAUCUGGACAUGCUCAAGGGCUACUACCUAGUCGAGACCUCCCGGCUCACAGCCCUCGCCUCGAAAGACCUCUCGGCAUCCCUCUUGACUCCGUUUCCACACACUUCCCUCCCCUCAGAUCCCGCUACUCGGUUCAGCGAAUUGUUCUUGACAAGACCUAAAUGGCGACCAGAUGAUAUGGAACCGUUUCUCAGAACGCUAGUCAAAGCGGGCGACACCAAAGUCAGGGACAAGAUGGUCGCCAAGUUUGUCAGGAUCGUCAAGGAAAAAGAUGGGGUAUGGUGGUAUCCUCGACGGACGGCCUGA
Messenger RNA from Filobasidium floriforme, 1299 nucleotides. Its product is annotated as sister chromatid cohesion protein Dcc1. Lineage: Eukaryota; Fungi; Basidiomycota; Tremellomycetes; Filobasidiales; Filobasidiaceae. Gene Ontology annotation, biological process: maintenance of mitotic sister chromatid cohesion; mitotic sister chromatid cohesion. The coding region runs from base 1 to 1299 and encodes 432 amino acids. The record is from RefSeq and is a predicted model, not a curated record. The transcript has 6 exons. Gene Ontology annotation, cellular component: Ctf18 RFC-like complex; nucleus; chromatin.